Molecule: messenger RNA, 4605 nt
Organism: Colias croceus (clouded yellow)
Lineage: Eukaryota; Metazoa; Arthropoda; Insecta; Lepidoptera; Pieridae
Gene: RSG7
Product: regulator of G-protein signaling 7-like
Exons: 17
Coding region: 528-2195 (555 amino acids)
Biological process (GO): regulation of G protein-coupled receptor signaling pathway; G protein-coupled receptor signaling pathway; intracellular signal transduction
Source: RefSeq, a predicted model, not a curated record
GACAUACUUUCGUUCAAAAAAAGUGCAUUUGAUUAAUGGCUGAAUUUACUUUGACAUUUCUCUACACUCGUAGAAAUGAAUAAAAUUCGCGUUUUACGGUGAUCCUCUUGCGAUUUUAUGAAUAAAACAUGACAACUAAUUAAUAUAACGUAAAUAAUUUAGAAACAAAUAAGUGUGACUGUGUGCUAUACUGUGUUCCUAUACCAAAGAAAACCCACCCUUAUUAUCUAGUCAGGCGAAACGUUGAAAUUAUUUAUUUCGUGCUUCGUUUGUUUUUCUAAUUGAAUAGCUAUGGGAGAGCCGAUAUGUUUUAUUUUUCAAUAUUGUGCAGUGGGCAGUGGCCAGUGUUAAUUUUUCAUAGCAUUCGCGCUAGGGCGCGGUGAAAAAAAUAAUGUUUAUUUUUUAAACGUUCCAAACUCGAAUUUGAAUUUCGAUUAAAUUAGAAAAUAUGGAAGAAAAUUAAACUUUUUAAUUGAUAUUUUGUAUCGAAAUUUUGUGCGGUUCAAGUGUAUGUGUUGAAAUUUAAAAUGGUUACGAUGAACACAAACGAGAAGACGGCACAGAAGGCCUGUCAACAGGGGCCUUCAAGAGACGUGACAAAAUGCGGGAAAGAAGCCGACAAUGACAAAAAAGACAAGAAAGAUAAGGACAUGAUAGCCAACCUGCCACCGAGUGUUCAAGCUCUGAUGUCCACUAUACCAUCGCCGGAGGAAUCUCCCAAUUAUUUGGCUUAUAAAAAGAUGGAGGCCAUAGUGGAAAAGAUGCAAGAUGAAAAUACAGGUGUUCCUGUAAGAACUGUUAAGAGCUUUAUGAGCAAGAUACCCUCUGUAUUCACCGGGUCAGAUCUCGUUGCAUGGCUCGCAAGACAUUUAAAUAUAGAAGAGACAUGGGAAGCGCUACAUUUAGCACAUUUGUUAGCGGCCCAUGGCUAUCUCUUUCCUAUAGACGAUCAUUGUUUGACUGUGAAAAACGAUAAUACUUAUUAUAGAUUCCAAACGCCAUAUUUCUGGCCUUCAAACCAGUGGGAGCCAGAAAAUACUGAUUAUGCGGUGUAUCUGUGCAAGCGAACGAUGCAGAACAAAGCUCGCUUGGAACUAGCGGACUAUGAGGCGGAGUCCUUAGCUCGCUUGCAGAAGAUGUUCAGCAGAAAAUGGGAGUUUAUUUUCAUGCAAGCUGAAGCGCAGAGUAAGGUGGACAAAAAACGUGAUAAACUCGAGCGCAAAGUUCUCGACAGUCAAGAGAGAGCGUUCUGGGAUGUGCAUCGACCUAUGCCGGGCUGCGUCAACACAACAGAAUUGGAUCCGAAAAAACUAUCACGGGUGAAUGCUUUAAAGCAGAAAAGGUUACAGCAGUGUCAAGAAAUUAUAUUACAGCAUAACUUGAAGAACAAUCCAAUAGUAACAAUAACGAACGCCCAAGAGAGUGAAGAGGCAAUACAAAAAAGCGCAGAUGCUGUUAAAGAGAAUGGUGAAACAUCAAAAUCAGAGCAACCAAUAGAAGAAUCUAUCGACUCACAGAUAGAGGCAGCCAAACGGCAAGUGGCUGUUUUAAAAGCGAGACUCGAAAGAAGGAACGUUAGAGUCAGUAAGGUUGCUGAGAUGUUCAUAUCGUACUGCGAACAAUAUUCAGAAUACGAUUCGUUCCUAACUCCACCAGAAUGGCCGAACCCCUGGAUCAGUGAUACCACAGAACUGUGGGAUCAGGAAAAACAGUGCAAAGAGCCCCUCCCACUACGCCGUGUGCGACGUUGGUCGUUCUCUCUUAGAGAACUCCUACGAGAUCCUCCGGGAAGAGAGCACUUCGAGAGAUUCCUCAGCAAGGAGUUCAGUGGGGAGAACCUCAAAUUUUACCUAGCAGUCCAAGAAUUAAAAUGUCUGCCCAUACGUCGCGUGGCCUCUAGAGCCAAAGAGAUAUGGAAGGAGUUCCUAGACUGCAACGCGCCAAACCCCGUCAAUAUAGACGCGGCCAGCAGGGAAUUGACAAGAGUCAAAGUGGAGUCUGGUAUAGCAGACCGGUAUUGCUUCGAUCAAGCGCAGGCCCAUGUAUACCAUCUUAUGAAGUCUGACAGUUAUUCAAGAUAUCUUCGUUCGGAAAUGUAUAAAGACUAUCUCAAUGGAUCCAAGAAAAAGACAUCUGUAAAGGGGAUACGAUCUAUCGUGUCGUUCACCGGUCGUAAGGAGACUUCUACAAACUAAAAAAGGAAUUUAAAUAAAUUUGGUGUUAAAUUUGUGAAGAAUGUUCUAGAAGGAAUUCGAAUUUCGAAUUUGGAACGAAGAAGGAAUUUGAUGUUCGAAUUUGGAUAAUGGAAUUGAUUUAAAAUUCGAAUUUUCGAAUGUUUGUUAUUUGCGUGGACGGUAAAACGUUCUAGAAGGAAUUCGAAUUUCGAAUUUGGGAGGAUGGAAUUGAUUAAAAAUUCGAAUUUUCGAACGCGAUUUUGAAUGUCGAAUGUUUGUUUCGAAUGUGAAUUGAUGUAUUUUAGAAUUAAGAACGGUUUAUUUUGACCAAAGACAUUUGUUUAAUUCAUGUUUAUUUUAAGUUUUAAAACCGACUUCAAAAAAUCUUAUCUUUUUUGUGUUAGUUACUUCAGAACUUUCUUAUGGGUGAAUCUUUUUUGAUGGAUUUUUUAUUUGAAAACUAAAUGACAUUUUGAAGACGGUUUAAUUUUUUGUUAAAAAAACAAUUAUUUCUUAGAAAAAAAAUUCUUAGAUUCUAUGUCUAUAUUAUAUAUAUGUUAUAGAAGCAAUUUUACAAUAUAAGUCUUUAUAGUUGUAGUUCCUGCGUAAUGCACAGACAUACAUAACGUAGUUUAAGAAAUUAUUAAUAAGAUCUUCAAUUAAAAAAAAAAUAAUUUAUUAUAAAUAAUUUUAUCUUCAAAUUUCAUACAAGAGGCUAUUAAAACCAAAAUAAACUAAUUCAAAUAAAAAUAUAUAUGAAUAUUUCAGGACAAUUUUCACACACGGCACGAUCUGAUCCCAUACUAAGCUUUCGCUUGUGUUAUGGAAACCAGAUGGCUGAUAUACAUACAUAUAUAAUUUUAAAUAAAUACUUAUAUAGAUAAUUAACACCCAGACACAGAGCAAACAUCUAUGUAAUCUAUGUUCAACAAAUAUUUGCUCUGGGUGGGAAUCGAACCCACGACCUCUGGUUUUAAAAAUAAAUAAAAAUAAUUUAUAUAAAAAAACAAGACAAAAAUGCGAGUCUAGUAAUUUAAAAGACUUAAUGUAGUAAUAAAUAAUUAAUAAAAUAAGAAAUGUAUUAUCUAGAAUAUUUAUUUUCUUCGUUUAAAUAAAUAAAUUAAAUUGGAUAAAAAAUUUUAGGGUUCCGUACACAAAGGGUAAAACGGGACCCUAUUACUGAGUCUUUGUUUUCUGUUUGUCUCCAUGCUGUAUCUCAUAAACCGUGAUAGCUAGAAAGCUGAAAUUUUCACAAAUUAUGUAUUAGUUGUCGCUAAAACAACAAAUACUAAAAACUAUAGAUUUAUUCAAAAAUGUCAUAAAAAUCAUAAAACCUCAAAUAAACAACAUCCUACCAUCUUUAGUAUACGCAGUAGUAAAAAUGUACAGAAAAGAACAUUUUUUUUAAUAAUUACCUUUUUAAUAUACUUACUAAUAAACAGUUAAACAAUGGAUAAAUUUCUACCAUUUUCUACCAUAGCUGUGUCCUGCUCUUGCUCACAUGAAACGUCAAUCAUAAAAACAAGACAGGUUAUUGCAAUAACUAAUCCAUUGCAAAGCGAAUGGUUAACAUUUAAUAAGUAAGACCGUUAAAAUAUUUCUUUACCAAAGUUUAAAAGACUGCUAAUGUACUGCCUGAAAAAGAAUAAAAAAAUGCAUAGAGCUGUAAUUUUUAAUUUAUUUCUUUUGCGAAGGAAUUGCAUUUUUUUCUUUUCAAUAUAUGAAAGUAUUGACUUUAAUAAUGACUACGAUGUAGUCGGAUUUUAUUGUGAAUAUAUCAAAAUAAAGAAAAAACAAUUAAAAAAUCGGUCCAGCAAUUUUGCGUCUCUGAAAAGUUGAUUAAAAUAAUCUCUUUCUUAUCUUAAGUAGUCUUUUAAUUUUAUUCUAUUGAGUACCAGAAAACUGCUGGACCAAUUUUGAUAUUGUUUUUUUCUCUUGUGCUAUGACAAAUAUCGGGAGAAGAAUCUCUAUUGCUCUUAUAAUUUUUAAUAUGUUUCGUCAUUUUACUGCACAUUUUUUUUGUGUGUUCAUCAAGACAUAUAAAACAAACAUAAUACGCAUUUUAAUAAAUAACAUAAAGUACGGUUAGCAAAAAAGAGCGUAUAUGCCGAGCACACGUGUCAGAAAUGAAACUUCUUUAGCAAGAUUCACAAAAUCGUCGCUUUACUCCAUGACGUGACGGUAUUUCCAUGACGCGACCUUGAAAUUUUACUCUAAAGAAGUUUAACUAAUAAAACUGAUUCAUUUUAGCAUUAUUAUUAAUAAUCUAUUAUGAUUGGUGUUAGUACUAAUCUAGUCUUAUUUUCCAUUAGUUAUAAAUAUGUAUGUAUAACUAGAUUUCCGCCCGCGGCUUCGCCCGCGUUUGCAAAGGAAAACCCGCAUAGUUCCCGUUCCCGUGGGAUUUCCGGGAUAAAAACUAUCCUAUGUGUUA